GCUACCAUCUUCCGCAUGAUGCACGGCCCAGGCGUGCUCGCGCGGGCAAGGGCGAACUUGAGUUCCACUUGGGUGCGGCAGCUUUUGUGGAAGCGAUGCCAGAAGGGGGCACCCGAGAAAUUUGACGAGUUGGCAAAAGUUUUGCUGUGUCUCUCCGUUGAGGCCCUGGUGCAGAAGAGUUGGCGCUGGUACGGGCCGUUGAGGUUCCGCCGGCGUUUGGAGCAGGUCCGUUGGUCUGGAGACCGCGCAGACAUUCUUGCCAUCGAUGGAAACGCCAAGUUAUGCGCUGGGGCUGACGCGCGCAUCCAAGCGCGCCGGGCUCGCCGCAUGGCGCUUCGAAAGCAGGGCGCGGCUGGCAAGAAAGGGCGCAAAGAAAAGAGCUUCAUGGCAUCCUGGAGCUCGAACGGGCCACGCGCCGCUUCCGAGUGUUCCACGCGCAAGGAGACGGUCGCGCACAUCGUUGCAGCCGCCCGCGCAGCGGGCUUCCUGACGGCCGUAUCCGCGUCUGGCAUUCUGGCGCACGUGGAAGAGCUCAUGUGCGCUGAGCCCCUCAGCCAGCGGUACCGAUUCCUCGCCAUAGUGGCGGCCCACAUGCCCGACCUCAAGAUUGUCGUCCACGACGACAGCAAGAACGGGGAGGGCACCGCCGUGGCUGCGCGGUUGGCAACCGAGACGGCGUACAUUGUCGACGAUUACCAUUCCAGCGGGCACGUGGGCAAGCCAACAGCCUUGUUGAGCAAGUUCCCCACAAACAUCUGCGAAAUCAUGAACAGCGAGUUGUCCCCGCUGGGCCACGUGAUCCACCGCAUGGGCCGGUGGGCCUCCCAGUUCUACGUGCAAGAGAUGGUGGGCGCGUUGAACAUGAAGACGCUGGGGCGCAUGAGGGGCGCCCAGGCCACUGCCGCCGGGAAGGUAGCUCGGGCGAGCGAGGCCGCCUCGGCCUCGGCCGAGAAGAAGCCGUCACACUCGCGACGCGACCGCGCCGUCACGCACUGCGCGGCCAUGGCAGGGAAGAACGCGGAGAGUCUGUCCCAGAAGCAGGUGAAGAAACUCUUUGCGAGGGCGAUGGCUCGCGUCGCCAGUGAGUUCAGCCCGGCGGAGCACCUCCCCCCUAAGGUGCGCGAGUUCUUGGAGCCCAUCGUUAACACAACGUGCCAAGGGUAUUGCACGAGCGCCUUGAUGGUUGGAGGCUCCAUGGCGGCUCUUACAAAUGGCGCCGCCGUCAAGAUAUGGAGCCAGAAGCCCACUCCAUUAAUUGCACCAGUGUUCCAGAUAGGGAACGCACAGGCGGGGAAGAGCCAGCUUUUCAGUGUGUGCGAGGAGAUCUUCGACACGUGCGACGACGUCAUUGGCGAGCACGUCGACUCGCUCCUCGACGACGGCCCCCCCGUGACCGUGAAGAGUAUCUGUCUCCAAAGCUUCACUUUCACGGAAAUCUUUUACCGGUGCUCCAGCGGCUUUCCCCUCGUUGAUUUUUCGGAGGGCGACGGGCGGGUUGCCGAGUUCAGGCAAUCAGAUGUGUGGGGCGGCAGGGCGUUCAAUCUAGACGAGGCGUACGAGUUCUGGGACGGCCUCGGCCUUCUCGCUACCGGCCGCGGAGGAGGAGGUGGAGGAGGAGGAGAGAAGGAUCGGGCGCCGACGGUCCACGCGUCCACCUUGAACACUUUGAUCGCGAGUGGCAAGACGAGACGGGCAACUCGCACAAGCGCGACCUUCGGCGAGUCUCGCGGCAAACGCGUCUCGGUGUCUCUGCUCGGCAACGGACAUCCUGGGAAAUUCAUAGCCAUGGACAGGGGGAUCGUGGGUAACCACACGGCGUGCACUAAGGAGCGCUUCGUCGCCUGCAUUGACCAGGCCGCUGCGCGCCGCGCUGCGCUGCCCGCGGGGAGUCGCCUCCCGCGCGGCGUCUCCGCGUGGGCGUGGCUGCCGCUCGCCCCCCAGCAGGCGCAGACGUUCAACUGGGAGACAUACCUUGACGCCCCUGAGGCCGCGGCCCAGUAUUUGGAGAGGGACACCGAGACGGGCGAGGCGUCGGCAGCAAAUUCCCAGGCUCGCAGUUUCGUGGGCCCGGCUGGCGGAUGCAAGGUGGAGUUCCCAGAUGGCGAGGAGUCCCGGUUGCGAUACCUGCGGGUUACCCCGUCCGGCGUAGGCGACGCGCAGCUGCGGACCGAGUUCCGAAUUUCUAACAGGGGGGACCUGCCGGACCCCGCGGGCCACAUCCAAGCGGGGGCCAGGAGGGUUGCAGAGCUUUUCACCAAGAAGCCGCAGGCGAUCUUGCCGUUCGAGGAGGAGGCGCGCAAUAUCCUGACGGGCAACCAAGUGGCACAGAGCAUCCGCGCGCAGUUGCGAGGAGACGACGAUCCUACUUUGGCUGCGCUGGAGGCCAACGCCGCGGGCCAGCAGGGCGUUCAGGCUGCUCUCGUUGCCGUGCUGGAUUACUCUGGAGGCGGGGGCACCUUGGACGCGGCCUCGGGGUUGCCGCUCAUCACCACCCAGCACGUCCAGUGCGCCAGGCGCAUGCUCGACAUCAGCAUUGCCAUCCGGACCAUAUGGCGAGCUGCUCUGGACGAAGACG
Molecule: messenger RNA, 2575 nt
Organism: Prorocentrum cordatum
Lineage: Eukaryota; Dinophyceae; Prorocentrales; Prorocentraceae
Source: the annotation of a GenBank genome assembly